Molecule: messenger RNA, 1515 nt
Organism: Homalodisca vitripennis (glassy-winged sharpshooter)
Lineage: Eukaryota; Metazoa; Arthropoda; Insecta; Hemiptera; Cicadellidae
Gene: Blos2
Product: biogenesis of lysosome-related organelles complex 1 subunit 2
Exons: 4
Coding region: 228-656 (142 amino acids)
Biological process (GO): lysosome localization; endosomal transport
Cellular component (GO): BLOC-1 complex; gamma-tubulin complex; BORC complex
Molecular function (GO): gamma-tubulin binding
Source: RefSeq, a predicted model, not a curated record
UCUGAUGUUUAAACAUAUGAUUAUGUUUGCGUUUGUGUAGUCAAUAUUUUAUAACUAACCUUAAUCCUGACUGAGUUGCUAUUUACUAAAACAUUUAUUAGAUUGAUACGUUAUUAUUGUAUUAAAGUUAUAGUUUGUGUGAUUUGAAUGUAUGUUCAUAUUGUUGUGCAUGUAUAAAUAACUGAUAAGUUGUAAAAGAAGAAACUUUUAGGGUUGAGUAGCCUACAAUGGCUGAAGAGGUAUCUGAUGAUGGUUUGACAGACUCUCCAAAGAAAGGUCCUACAUUGUCAACAAGCACGAGUAGUUUCGAAGCUCUGGACCCACAUGAUCCAAACCUCAGUCGCCUUGCUACCACAAUGUUCCAGAAAACAGCUGACUACUUGCUUGGUGAAAUGACCGUUACACAUGAGGAUUAUAAACUUCUUGAAGCAAUGAACCAAGCAACAGUCACAAAGUAUUCGGAUAUGAGACAAAUAGCUGGCAACAUCAGUCGUACCAUGGGAGAGCUCAAUGAGAAAUACAAAUCCCUGCAGCCGUACCUGGACCAAAUAGACCAGUUAGAGGAUAGUGUGACAAAGUUGGAGCAGGCAGCAUUCAAGUUGGACGCUUACUCUAAGCGGAUUGAAGCAAAAUUCAAGGCCCUGGAAAAGAGAUAGUUGUAACUUCCAUUGUCUAUACUGACUGUAACUUUGUUUUGUACAGUGAUUACACUUAAUAUGUGCUUUGCAAUGGAACAUUAUUCGUUUGUAAAAUUUGUAAAUAAUACGUAAUGGUACUCGUCAAAUAUUGUGCUUUCACAUCAUGUUCUUUAAGUACUGUAUUGUACCGCAUUCUAUGAGUCACAGUUUUCAAUCCAAGUACCCAAAAUUAAGAACCAUUUUUUAUCAGGAUACAAAUAAUCAAGAAUGUAUAAAUAACUAGAACAUUGGAAUUAAAACUCUAAAAUGUCAAAGAAUUGCUGGAUUGCAUAUAAUAAGUAUACUUUAUUGCAAAUGUGUUAACGUUUUAUAUUAUAAACGACAAUGUGGAAUACGCAAUUAUACCCAAUCAGUCACAAUAUUUUGAACACGUCAGGACAGCAUACAUAGGCUGUAAUCUCUGUUCUUGAAUUUAAAGUUAUAUACCGAUGUUGGAGAUUACACGUUAUUGUUCCACGCUAUCGUUCUUUUGUUCCACUAAUGUGUGUAACUUUUCACACAAUUGUUUUAUUUGUUUUGUGAACAUUGUGUGGUUGUCAGAUGUUUGUAAUAGGCAUUCUUAGGAACUAAGAACCAACACUGUGUUAACAAAAGACAUACUUGUUUGUUCUCUGUACUUGUACUACUUCAAAAUAGCAAAGUACACUUGUGUUCACACUAUUGUUGUGUCUUUUGUAAGUGAAAAAUAGUUAAUUAAAAUUGUUAGCAACCAUAUUAGCAAAAGCUUUAUUGAGUGGUAAAUAUUUAUAUUAUUAGUUCAUUACAAAUCUAUGAAGGAAAGUGCUAUAAAACAUUAUAUUGUAUUUUUUUACAAAAA